CCCACCUAUCCCCGCCUCGCACAUAAACACGCGCCGCGGCCGUGAGCUUCACAUGCGUCCCUCCUCGCGCCAGCGAGUGGCCGCCUGGCUGCUCGCGCUGCCGCUCGGAGGAAGAGGAGGAGAGGACUGCGCGCGCCGCGGCCGCCUGGAGAUGAUUUCUUUCUGGCUGCUGUGCUGGAAGCUGCUGAGAGCUACAGCUGGGUUUCGGAGGACGAUACCUGAACUUACAGACGGAAACCACGACAACCGUCCCUCUGGUGUCAACAGUCUCAGUGACUCUCCUCCUCCUCAACACCCACAGAAUCCAGUUGCCAUGGAGAUUGGUCCCUCACACACAGAAACACACCUGGAGGAAGAGAACCUGUUUAGCUGUGACAGCCAGGAGACGCAGGAAGUCCCAGAGCUUCCAGGAGAGGGAGGAGCUACUGAGAACCAGGAACCAAAGGAAUGUGAAUACCUUGUUUUUGAAACUGAAGCAGAGAAGGACAGCGAGGAAGAGGUUGGUGGGAGAGGAGAGAUUGAGGGAGAAGAUGACAGAAGAGGGGAGGUGGAAGGAGAAGAAGAUGGGAGAGAAGUAGAAGGUGUUCAGCAAGGAGGAGAGGGAGGACUGGAAGAAAGAGGGAGAGAAGGUGAUGAAAAGGGCGAAUCAGAACCUGAAGAUCUGGGAAAGAGACAAAUAGAAGGAGAGGCUGAAAGCGGAGAAGGUGUGAAUGAGGUUGAUAUGUGGUUAACAGGAAUUCUGGGAGAAAUGAAGCAAGAUCAGAUUAUCAUCCAUGAUGAUCCACCCUCUGAGCCCCCAGUCCUCGCUGCAGAUCCACCAGCAUCCACACUGCAGGAGGCCUGGAGCCAGGAGGAUCUCAGCCUCCAGGCAGAACCGGCCAUGGUGUCCUCAGACAGCGAGGAGGACGAAGACCCGCCAGCCUCAGCGUCCUGCAGCAGGGCCGAGCAUUCAGAGGGAAACGCAGCUGAAGGCCCCAAGGAGGAGGAUGAGGAGGAGGGACAGGCGCUGGAGGAUGAGGAGGAGGAGGGACAGGCGCUGGAGGAUGAGGAGGAGGGGGGACAGGCGCUGGAGGAUGAGGAGGGACAGGCGCUGGAGGAUGGGGAGGAGGAGGGACAGGCGCUGGAGGAAGAGGAGAUAGAUGAGCUAAAGGAUGGAGUCAUGGAGGGCGGAGAAGAACAGAUGGAGUCCUGUACGUCAGCCGAGCCUGACAGGAGGCUUCCUUUAGAUUUCUGUGUGCAACAGGAGAACCUCAGUGAGAACGUCUCCACAGAGCAUCUGGACUUUUUGGUUGCUCGCCAGCAGUGGAAGAAGAUGGAGGAGGAGGUGAAAGGCUUGCCCAUUCCUAAACCAGGCCUGGGAGCUAAGGGGAGUUUCCAGGGUACCCACUCUUCACUGUAUCCUCCGACUCGCAGCCCUCGCCUCAGACACAGGGAACUCCACCUCCCCAUGCCCAAAGAACCUCCUCUGUCCUCCACCCUGUCCCCUGGUUCUGAGGACUCAGGCUUGGAUGACUCUUCGUUUCGCAGCCACGUGGAGGAGCAGGAAAGUGCUGUGGAGAGGGAGAUCCGGCUGACGCUGGAGCGAGAGGAGCAGCACCGUCGGGAGAGGGGGAUGAUUGUGCAGGGUCUGGCGGUACCCAGACUACCCACCCCUGGGAAAGGACGGUCUGUGCCCAAACCUACAGUCUGCCGCACUCCUACUCUCUCCAUCUCGCCAUCCCCUUCCUGCUCCUCAUCUCUCCCCCUAUAUCAUGAAAUGACAGCCAACAACGUCAUUAUUCUGGAACCUGACUCCUCUGGCUCCAGCUCCAGGAGCCGCCUGCUGUCCUCUGCCAUGGGGGGCCUCUCUGAUUGGUCGGCCAGCCUGGAUGUGGCGUCCUCUGCCAGUGUUAUAGUGGUUGAAACCUCCAAUCUGAUCAUUCGCAGCGCCUCUGAGUUCUGCCUGAGCUCUGGGCCGCCACCCAUGGAUACUCAGGAAAGCACUUUCUCCUCUAAUCCCUUCUUCAAGCUGCGCUCCAUCAGCAGCCAGUCUCUGGUGGAGCAAGAGAUCAAGAUGGUGAAGCAGAGAGAGGAGGAGUGGAGGAGACAGAGGGAGGAGAUGGGGAGGAAACAAAGGGAGGAGGAGUGGAGGAGAGGGAGAGAGAGGUAUGACACGGUGCUGGUGUCACCAAACCUCAAUGAAACCGUCACUUUCAGCGUACCAGCGUUUCCAGACAGAUCUGUCUCCUCCCCGUCGUCACCCUCCAGACCACGUAAAAUGGAACGCUCCAGUUUGUCCUGCGACCACAAGUUCCCCCUCUCCCUUUCUUCAGUGCCGCGUCGUCAGAACGCCAUGGCCCAGCGCUGGGAAGCCUCGCUCUUAGCCAAUCAGAAGAAGGAGUGAGUCAGAGGAGAUUUUUAAACCAAGAUGGAACCCCGUGCUGUUCUGUGGUCGCGGUGCCCCAGAGUCCUUCAGGAGCAAAGGUUGUCAUCAUCCAAGCGGAUGCUGGGCAGAUCCAGAAGAUGCAGCAUUUCCCCUGUUUUCCAUUAUGUCUGUUUUCCAGGAAGUGUUGCUCACCCUUUGUUAAAAGCUGAUGUGUCCAACUGCGACUUUAUUCUCUGAUUUCAUCUGAUCUGUCCUGAACUGACCCCCAGCAGAGCCAGCCCAGGGUUACAUGAAGACUCAAGCAGCUAAAUGUCCUUUAGAACAUGAAAGGAGCAAUAGAAAACAUUUCCAGGUUCCAUUCUUUGCUCGAUACCACAAAAUAGUUCACUUCUUUAAAAUAAAUUGUGUUGCAGGUUAACAUCACUUAUGCUCAUGAAUAUUAUUUAUUUAUGAAUAGAAAACAUGAACUAAAACGUGGUUUAGUUUAUUUAGAAAACCAAAACUAGUUUUUAACUAAAUCAGGUCAGAGAGAGAGAAAAAAAAACGUUCCGGUAUUUAAUUCAGACUCCGUGAUAUUUGCUCCUGGUCACCUGUGAGCAACAGUUCAUAGUAAAAUUCCUCUGGGUGGUGCAUAGCAGCUGCUAAAUGUGUGUGUGCCUUGGGCCGGCUCUGUUUCACUAUAAACUUAUAUUCUAGAUCUACUACUUCUGAAAAAUUAUGUUUUCCUUCUACUUUUAUUAUCCUGUGUUUAAGAGUAUAAACCAUGCACACCUAAUAUUUAAUUCAGUGUAUUGAACAUGAAUCUAGUUAAAACGUAAUGCAGCUAUUUUGAAUGUUAGCUUAGUGGUUACAUUUUAAGGUCAUUUCCCACCUAACAGAACCGUGGCUAUGCAAUGGUUCAGUUUGCAGAAACAGACUAGCAUAAAAUGUUUGCUCAUUUUUAAAAACUGGAAUAUGACCUGGAGCCUCUUCACUUGGUUCUGAAACAAAGACGUUCAGAUUCCAGGUUCUUUUCAGAGCUCAGUGUUUAAGAACUGCUCAGGUGUUCAGGUCAGGACCUAACAGAGCGUCCGCCUUAAUGGUGGACGCUCUCAGUGGGUUAGCGCCCCACAGAGACACGUGGAAGCAGGACGACCAUAAAGGAAAACAUUUGGACCUGAUGAUGAGAAGCUGCUGUUGAGCUGCAGACAGUCCAAACUCGGUCCAUCUGUGGCUUUGAAGAAAGGACGUUCUAGAAGAAGAAAUUCUACUGAUGAUAUGUACAGAUUUCUAUCUUUUGUUGUGUUCCUAUAAUAGAGAUUCUAUGUAUUUUUGAUGCAUAUAUAUUUAUUAACUGAACAAUGCUUAGAAAUCCUUUACAGCGGGGGUGUUAAACUGGUUCCAGAGAGGGCUGUAGCUGCAGGUUUUCCUUCCAACCAAGCACACCAGACUCCAGUCAUCUCACCAAGGGAGUCCAAUCUGAACAUGACAUGAUAUGAAUGGAGUCUGGUGAGUUAUUGUUUGGUUGGAAAGAAAACCUGCAGCCACACAGAACUUUCUGGAACCAGUUUGGCACCUGUGCUUUACAGAGUUCAAAGACUGAUUAUAACCCAACAAGCAGGUCUGGUAGGUUUUAAGGAGACCUUAAUGUGUGGUGUGUGCAUGUGUUCAUCUGCUUCCUUUAGUAUGGUGUCUGCACUGAACCUGCAAGACAAGCUUACUACUUUCUGCAACGACCUCCAGAUUGUCUGGAGAUUAAAGGUGCAAUAAGUUCUGUGGUGAAACAUAAGCUCAUCUGCUGAGGCGUGGAGAGAGAAGGUUCAAAGCAGCUAGUUAGCUUAGCAUGCAUGCUCUGACUCAGUUUCGAUGCCUGAUACGGUCCAAAACCAAAGCUACUUUAUUUAACCUCAUGGUGACUGCCGUCUGCUGUCUGAUGUUUUCAGAGUAAAGAUAUGAUCCUCGGGUUAAGCUACCCCGGUCUAAUCCUGCAGGUAAUCAAAGGCAAACAGAUUAAAAUGUUUAAUGCGUAGAGAUACAAAAGCUACAGGAACAAAAUGUAUCUUUCUUAAUAGGAUUCAGUAGCAUGCUUAGUGUGAGGGAUUGGUUCUGCUGGAGGUUUCUUCCUGUUCAAAGGGAGUUUUUCCUCUCCACUGUCGCUACAAGCAUGCUUAGUGUGAGGGAUUGCUGAAGAGU
Molecule: messenger RNA, 4537 nt
Organism: Cyprinodon tularosa
Lineage: Eukaryota; Metazoa; Chordata; Actinopteri; Cyprinodontiformes; Cyprinodontidae
Product: involucrin-like
Exons: 7
Coding region: 53-2383 (776 amino acids)
Source: RefSeq, a predicted model, not a curated record